AUGACGUCCAAGAAAGGUCUGACAACAUUAGAGAAGAGCUUGAUCUUCCUAUUUGUAGCCCUGACUGCUGUCACUAUUGGAAUAGUUGUGGUGUUUGUCAUUGAGAGGAACAACUCAAGUCCAAAAGAGGAUGAAAUCGAUACGGGAUGUGGGAGUCUGCAGGAGCUGACGGCUUCCUCAGGGGAAUUCUCCAGUGGGAAUUAUCCCAGCAGCUACGACAAUGGCAUGAGCUGCAGUUGCCACAUCACAGUAGAAGCCAAUAAGGUGAUCCAUCUCUGGUUUGAAGACUUCUCUAUACAGGACUCCAAUACAUGUGAGGCCGACUUUAUCACUCUCAAGGACGAACUGGGUAUUAUUGGGAAGUACUGUGUCUAUUCUUCACCUAAACCGAUAGUGUCCUUAGGAAACAGCUUUUUUGUGUAUUUCGACACCAAUGACAGAUACACAGAGAGGGGAUUCAAAGCCCUGUACCGUGCUGUGGCCCCUGAGACAACGUCAGAAAUAGUUGGGGCUGGUGGCGUUCUUCAAGGUGAUCAUGGGGAGCUGUUGACCCCUGGCUUUCCCUCACAAAACUAUGAGAACGGUGCGCUCUACCAGUGGAUGAUACACGUACCUGAUGGGGAAAAGGUCCGGCUAACAUUCACAGCAUUUAACCUUGUCCCAGAAUCAUGUGGUGACUUUGUGGAUGUCUAUGACGGCGCUUCAGAUGGUGCCGCCCAACUGGGUCGUUUCUGUGGAAACAGUCUCCCGGCUCCAGUGUUGUCUAGUGGCAGUAGUAUGGUGGUACGUUUCAAGUCUGAUUCGAGCGGGACUGCUAAAGGCUUCAGUGCCACCCAUACAGUAGCUAGUGCCCCACCCGUUACAACCACUCCAACGACCACCACCAAGACCAUGACCACUGGACCAACGAUUAGCACACCUGUUCAGACCCAGACUCCUGCUCCCGAAGGGAAGUACAACUCUGGCUGUGGGUCCCCUGGGAAGCUGUUCGGACGUAAAGGUCAGAUAAACUCCAAGAACUAUCCUCAGGCUUAUCCUGCAAACUUGAGGUGCUCUUGGGACAUCUCAGUGGAUGAGGGCUUUCUUGUCAAACUACAUAUCACUGAUCUGGCCAUCGUGGGCGAAGCAGGCCAAUGCGACAGAGAUAAACUCACCGUCACCGAUAGUCAGCAGUCAUUGGGCACACACUGCGGGUUUGUUCUUCCCCUGGUACUUAUCAGUGUCAGUAACAACAUGUCGCUAAGUUUCCAGUCAGAUGCUCGACUAGCCGACCACGGCUUCUCUGCCACAUGGGAAGCUGUGUAUCCAGAGGACUUUUCUGAUAUCCAGGGAUGUGGAGGUUUCUCACAGGAGGAGACAGGCAUCAUCAAGUCUCAAAACUGGCCCACGAACUAUCCAGCUAACAGCAUGUGUCUGUGGACCAUACAUGUUCCCAAGGGGAAGACCAUUAAAUUGACGUUCACUCAUUUUGACGUGGAAGAGGCUGGCAUCCUUUUCGGCCAGUGCAAUGACAACGUGGUAGUCUACGACGGAACACAACCUGGAGCGAAAAAAUACGGCCCCUUUUGCGGCUCCAAAAUGCCUGCUGUCAUCGAAAGCACAACAAAUGAACUUGUGAUACGUUUCUUUGCCGACUUUUUUAUUGAGGCCAAAGGUUUUCAUGCGCACUGGACUACCGAUUCCACCUUACCGACCCCCACUGAGCCUCCGGUGCCGCCCAACCCUUGGGAUGACAUUAAGAUAGACUGGCCUGAGAGCUGCGGGAAGCCCACGAUCCCUCCGGAUGUCAACACUCGCAUAGUGAACGGAGAACCUGCCAAAGCUCACUCCUGGCCAUGGCAAGUAUCCAUGCAGGUUUGGCAUGAUUCUGAGCCUUCACCCAAAUUCGGUCAUACAUGUGGAGGAACUCUCAUCCAUAAAAACUGGGUCCUGACAGCUGCUCACUGCUUCAUCAGGUAUGCUGAUGAGCUGCAUCGCUGGAAGAUGUGUCUGGGGAAACACAACCUGACCUUCUCUGAACUGACUGAACAGUGCUUUAACGUGCUUGGCAUCUAUCGUCACGAGGGCUUCCAGUACCCAACUGUGCCAACUGUGGAGUUCGACAUCGCCCUGGUGCGACUGGAUGGAGAGGUGAAAGCCAACGACUACAUUGAUUUCGCCUGUCUGCCUUCAUUUGAGGAGGUCCUGCCCGAAGGGAAAAAAUGCUACGCCACCGGCUGGGGAGAUGAAACAGGUAACUCCACCGCUCCCAAAGUCGCUGAGGCAUUGAACCAGGUUGCUCUGCCGGUAGUGCCGUAUGAUACCUGUAAACGCAUGUACUAUUGGUGGUUCCAGGUCAAGACCUCCAUGAUCUGCUGUGGCUACACUUUACCUGAUGAGCUCAAGUCUGUAUGCCAGGGUGACUCAGGUGGACCCCUGGUAUGCCAAGACGGCCCCUCGGCCGCCUGGGAGGUGCAUGGCAUCACUAGUUUUGGUCCAAUCGGCUGUGUCUUUGAUAAGAAGCCCAGUGUCUUCACUCGUUUUUCUGCCUACCUGCCUUGGAUUGAAAACAUCAUUCGCAAAGACAUCUAUGACUUCACCAGUUCUGGUUGUGGUGGACUGAAGGAUCUGGUUGGAACGGAGGGCAUGCUGGCAUCAAUGGAUCAUCCAGAAAGUUACAGUAACAGAGCUUCCUGCCAGUGGAAUAUCCGUGUGCCCACAGGGAAAAACGUCUACCUUCACUUUAGCAACUUCUCCCUGGAGGAGACCACGCUGUGCCUUACUGACAAAGUCACUCUCAGCGAUAGCGUCGGCACUCUGGGUACCUACUGCACAUCUCCUCCGAGAGAUCUAGUCACGGCUGGAGACACACUGACUGUCAGUUUCUCCUCCAAUGACAAAAUCGUGGACACAGGGUUCAGUGCCAUUUGGAAAGCAGCGGAUCCUGCUGACAUAGAGGCUGCUGUUGGUUGCGGUGGGCACUUUACUAGUCAACUGGGGGAGCUCCGAUCACCCAGCUGGCCCAGUGAGUACCCGAGCCAAGCGGUGUGCACCUGGACUAUCUCCAUUCCCUCAGCCACUGGAAUCCAUAUCACCUUCACUCACUUUGAACUGCAGGCUGUUAAUUUGCUGGGGCAGUGUGUGGAUUACAUGGAGAUCUUUGAUGCUGCUGGGUCAUCAAAAGGAAAGUUUUGUGGCUCUAACCCACCAUCUUUAACUGUCAAUGGGGACAAGGCCACAAUCUGCUUCCUCAGUAAUGAUGCUAAUCAGAAAAAGGGUUUCCAAGGACACUGGACCAUCGAUCCUGGUGUUUUCUCAAAAGAACACUUCUAAUGGCAAAGAGCUGUUGUGCGAUUGACUGUACAAAUAGAUUCAACAAGAAAUCAGAGCUAUCUUUUUAUAGACUGUCAAAAGCUACCGAAGCAAAUAGAUUGCUGUAAUCCAUAGAAACAA
Molecule: messenger RNA, 3432 nt
Organism: Sinocyclocheilus grahami
Lineage: Eukaryota; Metazoa; Chordata; Actinopteri; Cypriniformes; Cyprinidae
Product: cubilin
Exons: 20
Coding region: 1-3312 (1103 amino acids)
Biological process (GO): proteolysis
Molecular function (GO): serine-type endopeptidase activity
Source: RefSeq, a predicted model, not a curated record